AUUUGACGAAACACCAGCAAUGACAAUCCCCAUUAACUCCGCAUUGACAUAACCGACCUCAGAGUUUGCUCUUAUUCCGAGGUGACUGCCGUAGUUUGAGUUGAACUCUGCGGAGAAAGGUCACCAUAACUUGCAGCCUUUACGUGUACGUUAUCUGUUUCCCGGUGUUUUAUUUUCGGGGACUCUCGCAGGCGAAUCUGACCGGACAAGAUGCGUCUCACGUUGGCGAUGUUGAUCUCCCACGGCCGGGUGGCCCGGAAGAUGGGUCUGGGUCCGCAGUCCCGAAUCAACAUGCUUCGGAACAUUUUGACAGGACUGGUCCGGCACGAGAGGAUAGAAACCACGUAUGCACGAGCAGACGAAGUCCGUUUCUACGCUGAAAAGCUGGUUGACUACGCCAAAAAGGGAGACACUGAUGAGAAGGCGAUGAAAAUGGCGAGCUUUUGGCUCACGGAGAAGGAUCUAGUCCCAAAGCUGUUCAAGGUCCUUGCUCCACGGUUUGAGACUCAGGCAAAUGGCUACACGAGGAUGGCUCACAUCCCGAACAGACAGAACCUGGACAAAGCCAAGAUGGCCGUCCUGGAAUACAAAGGCAACCCUUUCCCUCCUCUCUAUCCUGUGAAAAAGGAGAACAAACUCACUCUCAUCAACCAGCUGCUCAAAGGCUACAGAGAGGAGAGGGCACAACAGUUGGCAUCCAAAGCUUAAUGAGAAGAAGCCUGACGUUGGAUCAGUGAGCUGCAGACUGAUGGUUGUGCUGCUGAGAUGCUUUUGAAGAGUCACAUGCAGAUGCUGCACAGUGCAGCUUAUAGAGACACAUGCAUAUCUACACCAAAAAGAACAGUUCCAUUUCCAGGGCUCGGAGUCGAGGAAUAUUUCUGUUCAAGGACAUUCGUGAUUAUUAAUGUAUUAAUAAAUAUUUCUUUAUAACAGAAGUAAAAGAUCGUUGUCUCUUUCCUUUAUACGAGAGCCCGACCAGCCGAUAAUAUCGACUAUCUGCAGCGGCUAAUUUUAUCGCUGAUGUGCGCCUUUAUUACUAGAUUUAUUCACCAGUCAAAUAGCAUUUAAUUUGAGUAUCAUUCGAGUACACUUGCAGUUCUCUUAUACCAGUAGAGUGCUAUAUGGAUUACAACAAGCAUUAUCACUCUCCAGAGCAGGGGUCUCCCAACAGGUAGCUCGCGGGCAGGUUUUCAGUAGCUCGCCUAUAGGUUGACCGACUGUGUUAAAAAUAAAAAUAAAAUCUGACGACGGUAAAUGCACCUCUUCCCACUAUUCAUAUAUUUGGCCCAUAAAAACAAGUAUGAAGUACUAAUGUUUUCUUGGACAUUGAUGUGAAUUUAAGAUCAUUGAUAAGCAUUGGCUUAUUGCAAUUUCACACAUGUACAAACAGUAGAUUAAUUCAGCUGAGCUAUGUAAAUAAAUGCAAGCGAUUUGAUGCAAGUAGCCCAUGGUCACUUUCAUUUUUUUAAAGUAGCUCUCAGAUGAAAAAAGGUUGGAGACCCCUGCUCCAGAGUGUCUCGCAGUGAUGCACGUACAUAUGCAGUUACUUUCCAGUUAAGUGACCAUCUUGUUUUUAUGCUAUAUCUUUUCCACACGUGGGAUUACUGCAUUUAAGGGAUCAAGGCAAUAAAUGUGUAUAUCUAUAAAGAUGGCAGAUUGAUCUAAGAGAGAUAUUGGUGGAUAUAUCGGUAUCUGAUUUUUUUCUCUCCCUAAUAUCGGUAUCAGGCCCAAAUAUCGCAUAUCGGUCGGGUCCUACUUCAAACACUUCAGCAGGUUGUUGUGUUGUCCCCAUGAUGCUGGCUUACACACAACAGCAGUGGUCUCUUCUUGUACUUAUGAAAGGGUUCAUUAAACAAAUUUAAGUUGCACUUCAUGAUGUGAGGUCUCAUUUUGCAGCAAAUACCAAAUCAUCCGAAGUCUUUGUUGUUUGGAUCAAGUUUCAAAAACUCACUCCUAAAAAGCAUGAGGAAAUGUAUAUUAAAUACAUCGUUAUGUUUGUUGAAUCUAUCGAUGUGUAUUGAUUUUUUGUACAAGGAAAUAUUUUAAUUUAUAUCAUUAGGGUUAUAUCAAUAUAUUUAUGUACUGUUAUUCAAAGCCUUAUCAGUGGUACAGGUUUCUCACUGAAAAAUGUAUGAAGUUUAAUUCUGUGUGAAUGGAAAAAUGAUAUAAAAGAAUAAUUCUGACAUAAAUUAAAUCCUGAACUCAAA
Messenger RNA from Labrus mixtus (cuckoo wrasse), 2207 nucleotides. It is a transcript of the gene mrpl17, whose product is annotated as mitochondrial ribosomal protein L17. The transcript is spliced from 3 exons. Gene Ontology annotation, biological process: translation. Gene Ontology annotation, molecular function: structural constituent of ribosome. Lineage: Eukaryota; Metazoa; Chordata; Actinopteri; Labriformes; Labridae. The record is from RefSeq and is a predicted model, not a curated record. Bases 211 to 708 code for a protein of 165 amino acids. Gene Ontology annotation, cellular component: ribosome; mitochondrial large ribosomal subunit.